AUGACAAACACUCGAGGGAUUUGCGAGACAGAUGACUAUCAUCCAAAUAUCCGUUCCAUUAAAUUGGCUAAUUCAGAAUCAAUUUUACAAGAGAUUCAUGCCUCUCCAGAAGUUAAAUUUCAGCAAUUAUUUGACAACUUGAAUGAAAAAGAGGAGCAAUCGUUGACUAAUCGCGUGGAGCUGGAUGUUCAGUAUGUUGAUGCUGGACAAUAUGAUGGGAAUCCAAACACACUGUACAUCACUCGCGAUAUUGUUUGUGGUCAACUGCUGAAUCGUUCAGUUGCAGUCAUCUUAUUGCAUUAUGUUCGUCAUAUGCCUAUUUCAAUAUCGUCAACAGCCGCCUAUGCGUUAGGAUUCUACAGGGUACCGACAAUUGGUGUAGGCAUUCAGAAUGGCGAAUUCUCUACGAAGAGCGUAUAUCCGACCUUCCUGCGUACCUCGCCACCGUACAGCAACGAAGCACGUGUAUUUCUGCAUUUGCUACGCGAGCUACAGUAUCGCGAGGUUGUUGUGGUACACGUCAACGGUGAUGUGAAUGCAAUGCAAUUCAUAAAAGUUUUCGAAGAGGAUCGACCAAAUUUCAAGAUCCACGUUCGUUUCACUGAUUUGUUUCCACCCUAA
Anisakis simplex (herring worm) is the source of this 621-nucleotide messenger RNA. NCBI's taxonomy places the organism in Eukaryota, Metazoa, Nematoda, Chromadorea, Rhabditida, Anisakidae. The record is from the annotation of a GenBank genome assembly.